Molecule: messenger RNA, 1317 nt
Organism: Hyaloscypha bicolor E
Lineage: Eukaryota; Fungi; Ascomycota; Leotiomycetes; Helotiales; Hyaloscyphaceae
Product: inositol 5-phosphatase-like protein
Exons: 1
Coding region: 1-1317 (438 amino acids)
Biological process (GO): phosphatidylinositol dephosphorylation
Molecular function (GO): phosphatidylinositol-4,5-bisphosphate 5-phosphatase activity
Source: RefSeq, a predicted model, not a curated record
AUGGCUGCUCUAACUCUUUAUGUCGUAACCUUCAACUGCGGUCUCCGGCCAAUCGACACCGAAACCUUCGCAUCUCAGCUCUUCACCGGCCUCCACUCCACCAACCUGCCCGACCUCCUCGUCCUCUCCCUCCAAGAAAUCGCUCCUCUACCACUAGCAUUAAUUGGUGGAUCAUUCCUUGUCCCCUUUUUCGAGAAAUUUUAUCAUGCGGUACAAAAGGGUUCCCGAACGUACGCCAAUGCGGCGGACAAUGGGCCAACAUACGCUCCGAUAGCAGCUCGGAAUCUGGGCAUGACAGGUAUUAUGGUGUUCGCCAAAGAUCCCUCCCGCAUACAAGAUAUAGAGACUGGGGGAGUAGGAGUAGGGCUUUGGGAGAUGGGAAACAAAGGCGCUGUGGCUAUACGGUUCACAUAUCACCAAGGGUCAGCCUCAACAGAGUUGACCUUCGUCGCCGCACACCUCGCAGCGAUGGAGUGGGAGCUACAACGAAGAAACGAAGACUGGAAGAACAUAGUUCGAGGCCUUGUCUUCUCCUCCACCACAUUCAAGCGCAAGACAGGGUCUGCAUCUCUGUCUGGAGAAGAACGCCCCCUCCUCUCCAUCUCUCCACACGACGCCUCGAUCUACAAGCCCACGUCCCACCUCUUCGUGGCGGGAGAUCUCAACUAUCGCACCUCGGUCCUCUCUCCUUCUCCAACCGACCACAUCGACAUCUUCCCGCAACCACAUCACCCGCCCGACUCCUCACUGCACUUCUCCUCGCUCUUCGAAUCCGACCAACUAAAUCAAGAACGAUUUGCAGGACGAACCCUCCACGGUCUCACCGAAGCCGAAAUAGCGUUUCCACCAACCUACAAGUACAAUUCCGAAGAGCCAUUCCUGACACCCGAUGACAAGUUGAAGAAAUGGCCAUGGGCUAGACAUCGCUGGCCAAGCUGGUGCGAUCGAAUCCUUUACCUGCCUCUUCCGACAUGGGUUACACGCUCCCAGCCUUCGCUAUCCAUUACUACACACAAAUACACUGCGCUCCCACUAUUCCCCACGUCAGAUCACAGGGCUGUGACGCUUGAGAUCUCUGUUCCGAUAGUGCCUAUCCCACCUCCUAAGGAUGAGGAAGGAGAUGAUCCUAGGAUUAAGCCGCCGUUUGAGAUUAAUGUUGAUUGGAAGCGGAGGAGAGAGAGAGCGAGACAGCUAGAAUUGGUGGUUGGGUUUGCAUUGUACUUUACGACGACCAAGGAGGGAGGUACUGUGGCUGCGGCUGUUUUGGUUGGGGUUGUGGGAGCUUAUUUUGCCAUCAGAGCCAUGGUAGAGAUGUGA